Bactrocera tryoni is the source of this 322-nucleotide messenger RNA. Its product is annotated as paired box protein Pax-6-like. The transcript is spliced from 2 exons. NCBI's taxonomy places the organism in Eukaryota, Metazoa, Arthropoda, Insecta, Diptera, Tephritidae. The record is from RefSeq and is a predicted model, not a curated record. Bases 38 to 322 code for a protein of 94 amino acids.
AAAGAUAGCAGAUACUAACGCACCAGUCCGCAAAUAGAUGGCCCCACCAGGGGUGGCGAGGAAGGUAUCCUCAAUAAAUCGGGUUCUACGAAAUUUGGCUUCGCAAAAAGAGCAGCAAGCACAACAACAAAACGAAUCGGUAUACGAGAAGUUACGUAUGUUUAAUGGACAAUCAGGAGGCUGGGCUUGGUACCCCAGUAAUACAACACCGGCACACCUGGCCUUGCCACCUACGCCGACAGCUACGAAUUUAACGGGGCAAAUAGUCCGCGAUGAUUUACCAAAACGCGGUAAGUAUGCUUACAUUAAGCCUUACACUUAA